This is a messenger RNA of Truncatella angustata, 603 nucleotides long. Its product is annotated as vivid PAS protein VVD. The record is from RefSeq and is a predicted model, not a curated record. The transcript has 3 exons. The coding region runs from base 1 to 603 and encodes 200 amino acids. Gene Ontology annotation, cellular component: nucleus. NCBI's taxonomy places the organism in Eukaryota, Fungi, Ascomycota, Sordariomycetes, Amphisphaeriales, Sporocadaceae.
AUGGCCGGCAUGCCUGUCAUGAACCCUUGGGAACAAUCUGCCCUUCAGUAUCACUUCGAUGCGGAUGGCCACGCAACUUCCGAGACAACAGAACUGGAAGCAAUAGCUGUUGCCCCCAAAAACAAUGUUCACGAUGCCAUUAUCUACCCUGGCCUGUAUGCCCCUAGCGGGUACGACAUGAUGAACAUCCUUAUUCGAGUCAUGUCCAGGGCGAACCCAACCGUUGAACUUGGUGCCAUUGACGCUUCUUGCGCUCUUAUUCUUUGCGACCUCCAACAACCAGAUUACCCCGUGGUUUACGCCAACGAUUCCUUCACCUACAUGACUGGCUAUACCCAGCGGGAGAUUAUUGGCCGAAACUGUCGCUUUCUUCAAGCGCCUGGUGGAAAGGUGCGAAGUGGGUCAUCACGCAAACAUGUUGACAAGGAGCUUGUCAAACAGAUGCGUCGCGCCGUAGACGGCAACCAGGAGCUGGCGGUCGAGGUGGUCAACUUCAAGAAGAACGGUCAACCGUUCACCAAUCUACUAGCCAUGAUUCCCAUUUGCUGGGAUAGUGCCGAGCCUCGAUUUUCCGUCGGCUUCCAAGCCGAGAAGACUUGGUAA